CUAUAAUAAUAAUUAACACAUAAUAAUGUCUAAUAAUAAAGAACAACUGUGUAAUGAAGAUGAAACAAUAAAAUAUGCCUCUGAUUCUUGUUCAUCAGAUGAUUCAUCCAAUUCGGAAGAAUUUUAUGAUGCACCUGAAGUUAUUCCAUUGGAAUUGGUCAAUGAUAAUGACAUUUCUAAACAAAUACAAUCAAAUAAUAACAACACUAAUCAUCCGGUAUCAUCAUUGAUGGCCGAUAGUGGCAUUUAUUCCAUGAAUUCAAGUCAUGUUGAACCAUCUCAAUCACCUGCAAUCAUGGAAACGAUUGAAAACAAAAUUGAUUCUAUAAAUUCGUCGGAUAGAAUCAAAAAUGAAUCUUUAAUCGUUGAGCCCUUUUCAAUAUUAGCACCACUUCCUCCGCCAAGGUCUAGAAAAAAGAAAAAUUUUAUCAGAAAAACUAAAGCUUCUGAUGAACUUGGCGAAACAAAUACAGGCAAUCAUUCCUCAGCCGAAAGUCAAAGCGUCACUAAUUCCAUUGAAUCUGCUACACAUGGAUUUCAAAUCCAUGGACAAAAUUUAUCCAGCAUUCUUGAUGAUAUUGCUAGUAUAAAAGGUGAUUUAAGCAUAACUGAAUGUGAUAAACAAAGUGCGUUCCAUGAUGAUAUUAUGGCUAACAAAGCAACAGAAAAAAAAUUGAGUAAACAAGAUUUCAUUUUUUCUAAAGAACAGCUUGAAGAAAUUUCAAGAAAUUUAAUCACUAAAGACAACAAUUUACCAAGUCCUAGUAGUAGUGGCAGCAUCAAUGCUCCUGAACCAGAAUGUUUAAUGACUGAAAGCACACAAUCAAGCGAUUCGAAUCAAGUAGUUAUGAUGAAUACGGCCAAUAAUGAAGAAAUACAACAUAUCCAAUCGGAUGAUAUUAUGCCCAAAUGUUUAAAUCCAUUGAGUUUACAUCUGAUGAAGCUGACUAAUACAGAAAUGUCCAACACUUCAAUGGAAAAGGAAACUUCAUCUACAAGUUUAGCUGAUUCAACAUUCAAAAGUGUAACAUCAUUGAUUUCUUCCACAUUGAACGACAUGAAAAUCGAGAAAAAAGGAACUCUAGACAAAAAGAAUAAAAAGAAAUUAUUAGAUUCAAUUGAAAAUGACGAUGAAUUUGAUAUUAAUGAUGAUGAUGACGAAUAUGAUGAGUAUGAUAAAAAUUAUAGUGAUUAUAAAGAUGGAAAAUUGAAAUCAAAAAUUCGUGAUUUAAAACGUAUCGGUUCUGGUCUAAUCAAAGGCGUUAAAGGUGUGAAAGCUACAUCGGCUAAAAGACGUUCCACAUUUCAUGUUGAUCCAAAUGAAGGUGAUAUAAUACCGCCUGCACCACCACGUUAUAAAUUAAAAGUCAAUCACAAAAGAGGAAGUGCUGAUUUUGAAGGAUUAAAAUUAAUACAAGAAAUCAAUGAUUGUAAAGGAGCCAUUUGGUGUAUGAAAUUCAGUAAUUGUAGUCAAUUAUUAGCAGCUGCUGGUCAAGAUCAUCUUUUGAGAGUUUAUUGUUCGCAAAAAUCAUGGAAAUAUUUUACACAAUUACGAAACAAAGCUUCUGGUCAGCAUGUUUCACCUAAUUCUACUAGAGAACGUAGUUCAAAUGGUGAUUCUUUUGGUAGAAGCCAAACACAAAAAUCAUCAUCAUAUUCACGCAAUGGAAGUCUCAAUACCUGUGAUUCGCACAACAAUUCAUCUUCGUCAUCUAAUUCAUCUGCAUUGGCAAAAGAAUUCUAUAAAGAUGAAGACAAUACCUUGUCUGAAGAAGGUCCAUUACUACUUUUCACCAUAUAUCGAGGCCACACUGCCGAUGUGUUGGAUUUGGCUUGGUCAAAAAAUCAUUUUCUUUUGUCAUCAUCGAUGGACAAAACUGUACGUCUUUGGCACAUCACUCAAAUUGAAUGUUUAUGUACAUUCAGGCACAUUGAUUUCGUAACCACUAUUCAGUUUCAUCCAAGAGAUGAUAGAUAUUUUCUAAGUGGUUCACUUGAUGGAAAAUUGCGUUUAUGGAAUAUACCGGAUAAACGAGUAACAUUAUGGAACGAAGUUCCAUCAUUGUCAAGCCAACGAGGUAGUGGUGGAAUUAAUAAUGCUAGUGAUUCAGAUAUGAAUCCAUCACAUGGUCUUAUAACAGCAUCAUCGUUUGUUCAGAAUGGAAAAUUUGCUGUAAUUGGUACCUAUGAUGGUCGAAUAAUUUUUUAUACAACAGAUCAAUUAAAAUAUUUCACUCAGAUACAUGUGAAUAGCAAAAAUUCGAUCGGUUCAUCAGCUGGCCAGACAGGUGCAGGUACUAGACGAUUCCGUACGAAUAAAGUAGCCGGUAUCGAAAGUAUUGAUGCUAAUAAUAAAAUAUUGGUCACCACUAAUGAUUCACGUCUUCGAUUGUAUGAUCUUCGUGAUUUGUCAUUAACAUGCAAAUAUAAAGGCUGCAUUAAUCAAUCUAGCCAAAUUAAAGCAUCUGUAUCGCAUGAUCAUAAAUAUAUUAUUUGUGGUUCUGAAAAUAAUUCAUUUUAUUUAUGGCGUACCCAAGAUAAUUCGACCAUUGGUCAGCGACGUGAUCGUAAUAAACAAUAUGAAUGUAUACGUUUGUUGAAUAUACCAUUACAGCAAACGAUUCCAUCUGCAGUAUUUCCAGCUACUACUACAACAACUACAACUGAAUUAUCAACUUCAUCCGGUGUUAAAAAUGAUUCUAACAAUUCAACUUAUACAAUUCCUAACCAAUCGGAAACAACAAAAGAAGGUAACACAAUCAUCAAUAAAGUGAACAAUGUUGAAUCAUCAUCAAUGGCUAAAUCAAAAGAAAGUUUUGAUCUUAAUAUUCAGCAGCCACCAUCGAUAGCAUCAUCGUCAACAUCAGCACCGAUGGCUAAAUCGAUUGCAGCCACCAAGAUUGUUACAUCGGCCAUUUUUGCAUCGGUACCCGGUCAAAUUGAAGAAAAGGCUCGUUAUAUAAUAGCUGCUGCAGAUUUCAAUGGAUACAUUCGAAUUUUCAGUAAACAUUAAUUUGAUAACAAUUUUAAAUAAGUUUUUAUUUACAACAAAAAAUAAAUUUUAUUUGACUUUA
This is a messenger RNA of Dermatophagoides farinae (American house dust mite), 3074 nucleotides long. The record is from RefSeq and is a predicted model, not a curated record. NCBI's taxonomy places the organism in Eukaryota, Metazoa, Arthropoda, Arachnida, Sarcoptiformes, Pyroglyphidae.